Hemisphaericaspora subhashii is the source of this 666-nucleotide messenger RNA. RefSeq names its product v-SNARE protein (gene VTI1). Gene Ontology annotation, molecular function: SNARE binding; SNAP receptor activity. NCBI's taxonomy places the organism in Eukaryota, Fungi, Ascomycota, Pichiomycetes, Serinales, Debaryomycetaceae. The coding region runs from base 1 to 666 and encodes 221 amino acids. The transcript is spliced from 2 exons. The record is from RefSeq and is a predicted model, not a curated record. Gene Ontology annotation, cellular component: Golgi apparatus; SNARE complex; late endosome membrane. Gene Ontology annotation, biological process: intracellular protein transport; intra-Golgi vesicle-mediated transport; macroautophagy.
AUGUCUGAAUCAUUUGAGACUUAUGAAUCAGAGUUUCAGUUAGCUUUGCAAGAAGCCAAAACAAAGAUCUCACAGAUUAAAUCUGUUGAAGACGCAGAACAAAGGAAAACCGCUUUACGGGCAAUUGAAGCUGCUUCUGAUGAAGCCCUAGAAGUGCUUGACCAAAUGAACAUAGAAGUUCUAAACCUUCCAUCAAAUCAAAGGUCUUCAUAUAAUUCCAAAAUUCGCCAAUACAAAUCACAAAUAGAUGAAACUAAGAAUAGAUAUAAACAAUUGUUAGAUUCCCAGGAUAAGUAUGAGUUGUUUGGUAAUAGAUAUUCCGAUCAAGAAUUCGAGCCAGGAAGUUUACAAGACCAACAACGAAAACAAUUAUUGAGUAAUAAUUCAUCCCUUGACAGAUCAUCUCAAAGAUUACAAGACAGUCAAAGGAUCGCAUUGGAAACGGAAGCUAUUGGUGGUAAUAUUCUUAAUGACUUACGAUCACAAAGAGAACAGAUUUCUGGAGCUAGAAAUACACUUCUGCAAGCUGAUAAUUAUGUUGAUAGAUCGAUCCAAACUUUAAAGUCUAUGGGCAGAAGAUUGACCGCUAAUAAGUUUAUAAGUUAUGCCAUCAUUGCAGUAUUGAUCUUGUUGAUCUUUUUAGUUCUUGCUAGCAAGUUCUCUUGA